AUGCUCGACGACAAAGUCGUCACGCACCACGCUAACACUAACGACGCCAAAAAAGUUGUUCGAAGCGGCCCGAUGAGUGCGACCAGUUUGACUAAAUUAAAAAACUCUUAUAGUUAUGAGCGGAAUUACUUGAAUGUACCGCAUAUCCACAAUGAUGUCGCUGAAUCAAUGCCGCCUCUCUGUGGCAUCGUUGAAUAUUAA
This is a messenger RNA of Beauveria bassiana ARSEF 2860, 201 nucleotides long. RefSeq lists its product as uncharacterized. The record is from RefSeq and is a predicted model, not a curated record. Lineage: Eukaryota; Fungi; Ascomycota; Sordariomycetes; Hypocreales; Cordycipitaceae. The transcript is spliced from 6 exons. The coding region runs from base 1 to 201 and encodes 66 amino acids.